AUGGCCGAAGAAUCUCACCCGGCAUACCUCUCGCCCAGCGAGCUGGGCACAAAAGACUACUGGGAAAACUACUACGCCCGCACACUAGCCCACAUCUCCCACGAAGCUCCCAAGAAUGGCACCAAUGCCCUUGAUAAGCAAAAUGACGAUGAUGCCGCAUCCACAACUUCCGACCUAAAUGAAGAAGAUGACCCGGGCACAUCCUGGUUCUCCGAACACAACGCCCCGCAAAAAGUCCUCCACUUCCUCACACGCAAGUCCUUCCCCUUGUCGCCGCGCAACACAGUGCACAAGAAAGGCUCCCACCAGCCAAGUGUUCUAGAUCUUGGUACUGGAAAUGGGAGUAUGCUUGCGCUGCUUAGGAAGAGAGGCGGCUAUAAGGGACGUCUUGUUGGCGUUGAUUACUCGCGCCAGAGUGUUGAGCUUGCUAGGGAGUUACAGCGGGUGAGAGGACAUUCGGCUUAUCGGAGUGACUCUGAAAAUGAGGAGGAAUCCGAUGAUGAAGAGGAAGCAGAGGAUGCGGUUGAAAUCGAGACAGAGACUGGUUCCAAUGACUUGCCGGAACAAGAAACAUCCAUCCAGUUCGAGGAAUGGGACAUCCUCGGCUCGAAGGCUCUUCUUUCUGAGACGGGUCUCGCGGCAUCACCCUCCUCUCCCUCGGAAACCCUCCCCUGGUUCCCCUACCAGGAAGGCGGGUUCGAUAUCGUGCUUGACAAGGGGACGUUCGAUGCUGUCUCGCUGGCCGAUGAUGCGAAGACCACCCGUGUCUGUGAGAGGUACCCUGAUAUUGCGCGACGCUUAGUGCGGCGUGGCGGGUUCCUGAUUGUUACUACCUGUAACUGGACUGAGGAGGAACUGGUGCAAUGGUUUACUGGUGCUCGGACGAGGGGAGAUCGGCUGGCGGUUUGGGGCCGUGUUGAGUAUCCUCGGUUCCGGUUUGGAGGGCAUGAGGGGCAGGGUGUUUGUACAGUGUGUUUCCAGAGGCUUGUGAAUGCUUGA
Molecule: messenger RNA, 999 nt
Organism: Penicillium digitatum Pd1
Lineage: Eukaryota; Fungi; Ascomycota; Eurotiomycetes; Eurotiales; Aspergillaceae
Product: putative S-adenosylmethionine-dependent methyltransferase
Cellular component (GO): cytoplasm
Molecular function (GO): protein-lysine N-methyltransferase activity
Source: RefSeq, a predicted model, not a curated record